Molecule: messenger RNA, 2352 nt
Organism: Arthroderma uncinatum
Lineage: Eukaryota; Fungi; Ascomycota; Eurotiomycetes; Onygenales; Arthrodermataceae
Product: phosphatidylinositol 4-kinase LSB6
Exons: 2
Coding region: 1-2352 (783 amino acids)
Biological process (GO): Golgi organization; endosome organization; phosphatidylinositol phosphate biosynthetic process
Cellular component (GO): fungal-type vacuole membrane; endosome; plasma membrane
Molecular function (GO): 1-phosphatidylinositol 4-kinase activity
Source: RefSeq, a predicted model, not a curated record
AUGGCGCCAAAACACCGUCCAGCAACUUCGGGUUACGCCCGUCUUUCCCAGGCAGAUGCCCAUGACUAUCUCGACGAAUCUGAUGAUGAGAACCGGCGCCCUUUUCCUCCGAUAGCCUCGAAUUCAGCUCCUCGAUUCGCCCCGAUUCAAUCCAAUAGCCAGAGACACGAUACCUCAGACGUAUACUAUCGCCGUCAGCAUGGAGGCCGGAACCGAGCUCGAAGUAACUCCUCCGGGGUCGAUAUUAAGGCCAUUAACAUGCGAUUGGAGAAAUGGGCGGAAGAAAUCGCUUCCAAAUUUAAGAUUAAUCGGGUUCGCGGGAAGACCUCCGAGGAAGAGGAGCUUGAAAUCCACCACUCUGUCUUUCAGGCCUUGGAUGGCGUCCGACCAGUCACGGCAGCCUCUCUAGAGUCUGAGAAUAGCGGGGACCGAAUGACAAAGGCCGAAUUUGAGCAUGUUGUGGAUAGUGUCAGGACGGCUAUUGAACUCGGUGUCCACCCGAAAAUGAUCUCGCAGGGAAGCUCUGGUAGUUACUUUGCGAGAAAUGCCCAAGGAAAAGUCGUUGGAGUAUUCAAGCCCAAGGAUGAGGAACCGUAUGCUUCGCGAAACCCGAAAUGGACCAAAUGGAUACAUCGAAAUCUGUUCCCAUGCUGUUUUGGCCGCGCCUGUCUUAUUCCCAACCUUUCAUAUGUCUCCGAAGCUGCUGCAUACGUCCUUGAUAGCCAGUUACGAACAAACCUCGUUCCUUAUACCGAUAUCGUCUACCUCUCAUCAAAAUCCUUCCAUUACGAUUUCUGGGACCGACGGAAAGCAUGGUAUGGUAGGAGGCCCUUGCCUCCGAAGGUAGGCAGCUUCCAGGUCUUCCUCAAAGGCUUUAAAGAUGCGAACAUAUUCCUUCGAGAGCAUCCUUGGCCUGAUCAACCAAGCACCGGGUUCCGCGCCGAGGACGCUCCUCGCAGGAAAAAGAGGGCAUGGAAUGAAACUUGCGCGCCCUCUGGUGCUCAAUCGGACGACGAAGACGGGGAUGAAAACCAACGGAUGCUCGGAGCAAACACUCCUCAAGAAGCCUCCGGUCAUCAUAAGUUCCACUGGACGGAAAAUUUGAAGCAGGGUUUCCGGGAAGAGCUUGAAAAGCUCGUUAUUCUAGACUACAUUAUGCGAAAUACGGAUCGUGGUCUUGAUAAUUGGAUGAUUAAGAUCAACUGGCAUACUGAGGAGGUUGCAAUUGUGUCAGAACCCGUCAGAAUGAAUGGAACAGACCAUUUGGGCGACGAUGACCAAAUGCCCCCGGCUCGUCCAGUUUCUGUAAAUUCCCAAGGGAAGAAUUCCCGUACCGCUCCAUAUAGACGCCAGGAUGCUAUGACAGCGACUAGCCGUGCCGGAACGCCAUCAAACGCAGCCGAGCUAGCUCAAGCAACCCUUUCAAUUGGAGCUAUCGAUAACAGUUUAUCCUGGCCCUGGAAACAUCCUGAUGCUUGGCGUAGUUUUCCAUUCGGCUGGCUGUUCCUACCCGUUUCUCUUAUCGGCCAACCCUUCUCGCAAAAAACUCGCGACCAUUUCUUACCACUUCUCACAUCUACCGCAUGGUGGACUGAAACACAGACCGCGCUUAGAGCGAUAUUCAGCCAAGACUCGGAUUUUAAAGAAAGCAUGUUUGCCAGACAAAUCGCCGUGAUGAAAGGGCAAGCGUGGAAUGUUGUUGAGACAUUGAAGCAACGUGACCAUGGACCACUUGAGCUUACGCGGAGAACCCGAGUAUGUGUCUGGGACGACCUAGUAAACGUACCCGUGGCGAUUCCACUCCGGGCUCCUUCGACCGAUGCACAUAUGUACCGAGCCAACGGCAGAGAUCAACUCCACGAGGAAAUGGAUAUUGGAGCUGCUAUUACCCCAGAGCCCCGUGGCCACCGAGAUCUCUUGAGCUUUGGCUCACCUACAAGUGAACUACCCAAUCCUAAUCGUUUCGAGCUCUCUCGCGACCGGCCUUCCCUAGAUUCUAGUGCAGCGGAUGGGCUAAUGAGUCCGAUGUCGCUUGAUUCUUCCCGCCUCCGCAACGUUGAAAAUUUUGAGGAAGGCGGCCGAAAACUUGCCGGGAGCUGGGCGUCCACGGCCCCUCGGCAAACUGAUCACCAUUCCAGACGCAGAUCGCAUCUCAAUGGAAAAUUACCAUCACACAAGAAACGUAACUCGAUAUCACAACGACGAGACAGUGCGUUUGACUUCGGUGGCGACGACCUUGAAGGUGACCUGGGUUAUGCUGCAGCAGAGGAAAUGGACGGACACGAACGCAAGGUGAUUGUGGAGAGACUUGAAACCGUCAAAAGCAAAAAUCCAGUGUUCACCUGGUGGUGA